AUAUAAGGGGUUCUCAAACAUCGAGUCAUUUGUAUUUAGAAUUUAGAACCGCUGAAAUGUCAUAAACAACAAAAGUUACGUUCCUACACGUUCUGUUAACUCUGCAACUAUUGACAUGAUGCAUGUUUCUAUUUAUAAGAUUUUUGAUCUUGUUCAAUGAAGAAUUAAGCUUUAUUUGGAAUUAUGGCUCAAGCAAAACUUAACUCACAAGAAGAAACAAGUAGCACGAUUAACGAUAAAGAAAAAGAAACUGAUGAGAAAGAAGGUUUAACAACAGUGCUCGAAUGUGCAGUUUGUCUUCAACCAUGUAUAUAUCCUGCAAGAUUACCUUGCAAUCAUAUAUAUUGUUACCUGUGCGUCAAAGGUGUUGCAAAUCAAAGCAAAAGAUGUCCUAUGUGUCGUCAAGAAAUUCCUCCAGAUUUCCUUAAUAGACCACAACUGGUAGAAGUAGACGAAGCACAAAAAGAAUCGGAACAUUUUGAAGAAGAAUAUCAGUGGUUUUAUGAAGGCAGAAAUGGUUGGUGGCAAUAUGAUCAACGUACAAGUCAUGAAUUAGAAACUGCAUAUAAACAAGGCAAACGAAAUUGUGAAUUAUUAAUCGCAGGAUUUCUUUAUAUUGCUGACUUUGGUUCCAUGCUUCAAUUACGUAGAAAUGAUCCAUCUAGGCGAAGAAAAAUUAAACGUGAUUUAUAUAAUGUACCAAAAAAGGGAGUUGCAGGUUUAAGAUUAAAUAAUCAAGAUGAAGAAAUCACUAGAGAAGUGAGGGGAGCAGAAAGGCCAGCCAGUCCUGCGAGUGAUGAUAUGGGCACAGGAGAUGGUACAAAUACUCCAGUACCCCCAAGUAAUACACCACAAACACCUGCUGGUGGAACAGCAAGUGGUGAUGCUACACCUUUAAAUGAUAGAAUGGAACAAAGAGACUCUUUACAUCAGGUAUUAGAACAAAUGCGUUCAUUAGUUCUGAGAGAACAUUUAUCUUCAGAUACAGAUGAUGAAUUAGAGGAAGAUGAAGAAAGUGAAUCACCUUCCACUCAUCCUACAUUAUAAUGACUACAAACAUCUAAUAAUUCCUAUUCAUCAGAUGAAGAUCAUUUUUAAAAAGUUUUAUUUAUUCAAAUAAAUGUGGCAUCUCAUUAAAUGAAAAAUAUAGUAUGAUAAAAUUGUGUCUUGUUCAAAAAUGCAGAACAUUUAUAUAUGCGAUGUACUGACACAAUUUGUACAUUGCUCUGUGAUGCUUAUUAAACAAUUAAGUACAAUUAAGUCUUUCACAACACCAAUAUUUGAUGAAUGAUUAUUUUAAAUAUUCUUUCGCAUAUUACGAAUGUUCUAGCUUUAUAGAUGUGUAUAUUUGUAAUUUUACACUCCUUAAAAAAAUGUUCUCCAGAAAAGAAACAUCAUUCCAUACUCCUGUAUUUUAAUAUUAAUUCUACUUAAUUCAUACUUAUGCAAUUUUCAUAAUUAUUGUAGUUUAAAUUCGUAACUUU
Messenger RNA from Frieseomelitta varia, 1484 nucleotides. RefSeq names its product E3 ubiquitin-protein ligase RNF146 (gene Rnf146). Gene Ontology annotation, cellular component: nucleus; cytoplasm. The transcript has 4 exons. Gene Ontology annotation, molecular function: poly-ADP-D-ribose binding; ubiquitin protein ligase activity; zinc ion binding. Gene Ontology annotation, biological process: Wnt signaling pathway; ubiquitin-dependent protein catabolic process. The record is from RefSeq and is a predicted model, not a curated record. Bases 184 to 1047 code for a protein of 287 amino acids. Lineage: Eukaryota; Metazoa; Arthropoda; Insecta; Hymenoptera; Apidae.